AUGUCGGACGACAACAUCAGCGAGAAGCAAGACCCUUCCACGGCGGAGAUGCUCCGUCGCAUCCAAACGGGCGAGAGUGUGCUGCUUCCCAUCCCCCGCGAUGCGUUUGAGAAGCUCUACCUGAGCCCCAAGACGCCGACCGCGGGCAAUUUGGCUCGCACGUUCGGUAACCCGACUCCUGUUUGCCUGAUGGGAUUCUUGCUGGCCGCGACCCCGGCCUCGAUGGCCGUGAUGGGCUGGCGAGGCUCCGGCGGCAAUGGCGGUGCUAUCUUGCCUGUAUUUAUUUUCUUCGGAGGCAUGAUACAGGUCGUUGGCGCCGUCGGAGAGUGGAUUCUCGGCAAUACUUUCUCGUGCGCUCUCUUCUUUACAUAUGGCACCUUCUGGAUUGUCCAAGGAACCACGCUCAUACCGGAUUUUGGCACCGGCACCCAGUACUCGCCCACCGGCAAUGGGCUGGAGGGGAUGAAGACAGCCGAAUAUAGCGCCACAAUCGGCCUCUACUACGUUAUUCUCUCCGUUGUCACCUUCGUCUACCUCAUCUGCUCAAUUCGCACCAACGCUGCUCUUUUCAUUGCCCUAUUUCUACUUGUCAUCGCAUUCGCUCUGUAUGCGGGCAUGUACUUCCAGAUUGCGCUCGGAAAUGCUGCACAAGCAGCGACAUUGCAGCAGUACGCCGGAGGAUUCAAUUUUGCUCUUUGUCUACCGAUCUGGCAUAUCUUCGUUGCCCAAAUUCUCGAGGCUGUCGACUUCCCAAUCUCACUGCCGGUCGGUGACUUGAGUACCAUUGUGCUGGGCAAGACCCAGAAGGCGAAGAAACGCGAGAUUGAGGGUGGGAGAUGA
This is a messenger RNA of Penicillium lagena, 840 nucleotides long. Its product is annotated as putative plasma membrane ammonium transporter (Ato3). The transcript is spliced from 4 exons. The record is from RefSeq and is a predicted model, not a curated record. NCBI's taxonomy places the organism in Eukaryota, Fungi, Ascomycota, Eurotiomycetes, Eurotiales, Aspergillaceae. Gene Ontology annotation, cellular component: plasma membrane. The coding region runs from base 1 to 840 and encodes 279 amino acids. Gene Ontology annotation, molecular function: acetate transmembrane transporter activity.